This is a messenger RNA of Pecten maximus, 2177 nucleotides long. RefSeq lists its product as uncharacterized. Bases 137 to 1774 code for a protein of 545 amino acids. The record is from RefSeq and is a predicted model, not a curated record. Gene Ontology annotation, molecular function: zinc ion binding. Lineage: Eukaryota; Metazoa; Mollusca; Bivalvia; Pectinida; Pectinidae. The transcript is spliced from 2 exons.
CAUCAAUUUUCAACAAGAAGCCAGGGAGCGGAGCACAUUGGCUUUAUUUUAAGACUCCAAUAAGCGUCUGGACAACAGGAUUUACAACAGCCGCCACCUCUCAAUUUUCCCCCCAAUUCUACAUCUAUCUGUAACCAUGGCAAACCGCGCACAAUUAGCCGUAAGGGUAAAAGGACAAAAGAAAUGUCAUGUCCACAAAGAUAACGAUGUUAUUUUUGUGUGCAAAACGUGUGAUGUAUUAAUAUGCACAACAUGUAUCCUUUCAAGCCAUAAACUUCACUUCGACAGUUUCUCAGAACUGUCGAAAAUCAAAAAAGAAAAAACAAAUAUUAUUACGGACUUUAUCAAUGACACAGAAAACGUAAAUAUUCCAAAAUUGAACGAGGAAAUAACUUCAUCUCGAACAAAAUUACUUUUAUGCAAAACUGAGUACGAAAAACGUCGUAAAAACGUCAUCGAGAAUACUGAGAAAUGUAAAAAAGAAUUAGAUGAAAUUGCAGCACAGUAUGUAUCGAUUUAUAAUAAGAUGGAGGUGGCGGACACGGACCUCAUCCAGACACACAUCACAGACCUGGAGAGGAGGUUGGAUACUUUGAAUAAACUCUCAUCAGAAUAUAAACAGACUCUCCAGACAGGAACCGAAGUACUCGUGUACGACUCGGUAUCAGAAAUCCGGGAACUGGAUCCCAACAUCCCACCAACACCUAACAUAAAAAUUGCCGAGUUUACUCCGGGUAUGGAGAGACUAAGUCACUUGAAACAGGCCCUCGGGAACAUGGAACUCCCAACCGACCAUCUCCAGGCAGGGUCAGCAUCUGGUGGUCACUCCGACCAACGUCCAGUAGUCCGACCAAAACAGUCUACAGAGGCUGGUCAAGCAUCCUCUAGAGAAGUCCGGUACAAACUUCGUGAUCGUCCUAAGGUCAAAUAUCAGUUCUCAUACCCGGAUCACAUCACAUCGAUCUGCCCUACAUCUGAUGGAUGUGCGUGGCUGUGUUACUAUGACACCAACACAGUAAAUCUCAUUAACAAGAAAGGUCGGGUCAUACAGACGAUACAACACAACAGUGUCAUACAGGACAUCAGUCUGGACCCCACCACAGGCCGUCUGUGGUUCUGUUGUUUUAGAGAUAACACUAUCUGUGAAGUAUCUACACCAUAUACAACAGUCACAAGGUUUUAUACAGAUGAUUACCCAGCCAGUCUGUGUGUGACCAGGGAGGGUCGGGUAGUGGUGGGUACACGGGAUUAUAUACAGGGGUACAAGGUGGUGAUGUACACAAUAGACGGUCAGGUGUUACAUACACACAUUGAGGAGGGGUCAGGGACGGGGUUUGUAAAGUCAAUAUCACAAUGUAGUGUUACGGGUAACAUAGCUGCAGUCGCUGGUAAACAUAUCGGCGGGGGCUCCAUUUCAUCCAACUUCAGGCGUCUCAUCAUUGUGUUCAGCCCAACACUCCAGCCCCUGGUCCAUUACCGGGGGGAGGGGAUAGAGGACCAGUGGGAGGGGAAACAAGAACAGAAGUCGGUCACACCAGACAAGUUUGGUGCUAGUACAGUUGUAUAUGACAGUAAGGGUAAUAUUGUUAUUGCUGACAAGACAAGGAACACAAUAGAACUGAUAAGUGGAGCAGGGAAGUACAUAAAAACACUUCACACAAACAAAGGAGAACAGGGAGUAGUAGGUAUACAGAAGGGUGAUGUGUUGUGGUCAAACUUAGAGUUAGAUACAGGAGGGUGGGGACUCAAACUCCUCAAGUAUUAUAGUGACUGAGUGACUCAACCUUGAGUGAGGGUACAGACAGUUUAUAUCAGUGGACUUAAACAACAUUAACUUUAUAUUUUAUUAUCAUGGCCGAAAUUUUCUUCUGAUGGAUUCUUUUAUCAACAAUCAUAGAAUGUGUUUGCCCUAUUCUUUCAUUGAACUGUUUGUUCCCAUCAUAUGAAAAUGUUAGUGAUACCUAGUAUUCAUGAUUGAUUUAAUAACAAUGUUUUAUUUUACGGACAAAGGUGUGUUUAUCUAAGUCCGUGAUUACAGUACAAGUAUCAAUGCACAUUUAUCUGACCUAGAAAUGCAUGCGUGUGAUUCAUAUCAACCCUGAAAUCCACAUCCCUGUAUCUGAUUUAGGUGUAUAACCUGACUUCCCCUACCUCCUCCAGUGGGUCGUCCGAAACCU